Molecule: messenger RNA, 723 nt
Organism: Amphimedon queenslandica
Lineage: Eukaryota; Metazoa; Porifera; Demospongiae; Haplosclerida; Niphatidae
Product: ATP synthase subunit 9, mitochondrial-like
Exons: 2
Coding region: 114-536 (140 amino acids)
Biological process (GO): proton transmembrane transport; proton motive force-driven ATP synthesis
Molecular function (GO): proton transmembrane transporter activity
Source: RefSeq, a predicted model, not a curated record
AGGUGAGUCACGUGAUUUGUUAGUUUUGGCCAUUAUUCAGGCAUACCACGAGGUGGUUCUUCAUUCCUUUACAGUCUCCUGUUAGUCUAAUCCUCCUCCUUCCUUGCAAGGCAAUGGCUUUUGCUGGUCAGUUGUUUGUUGGUCCUCUUCGCCGUUCAGUUUGGAGUCCUGCUCGGAGGUUACUUGUUACUACUCCAAUUAACGCCCUCUCCUGCACCCCAGCCACUCAUCAGCUAAAUGUGUGGAGCCCGGCAAUGUCCACUGGCUCUAUUGUCGCUAGAAGAUCAGCAGCGACUGAUGCAGCAGCUGAACUCAUGAGUGCGGCUAAGUUUGUAGGAGCAGGAGCUGCCACUGUUGGUGCUGGUGGGAGUGGGGCCGGUAUUGGGUCAGUCUUUGGUAGCUUUAUGAUUGCGUAUUCUCGGAACCCGUCACUAAAGAACCAGCUCUUCACCUAUUGUAUCCUAGGGUUUGCCUUGUCAGAGGCCAUGGGUCUAUUCUGUCUUAUGAUGGCCUUCAUGAUUCUCUUUGCUCUUUAGAAAGAGGAGGCAACAAAGUGAUGCUGUUUAGUAGAAAAACUUAUUAUUAAUACAUUGCACGAACACUGUGUUUAGGUUAUUAUAAUUAUUAUAAUUAGUAGUAUUAUUAUUCUAUUGUUAUUAUUAAUAAUUAUUAUUGUAAUCAAGCGUGUUUUGUUGUUUAAAAUAGUGAGGCCCAUCCAGUCAA